Molecule: messenger RNA, 2931 nt
Organism: Amphibalanus amphitrite
Lineage: Eukaryota; Metazoa; Arthropoda; Thecostraca; Balanomorpha; Balanidae
Product: progesterone-induced-blocking factor 1-like
Exons: 11
Coding region: 151-2193 (680 amino acids)
Biological process (GO): cilium assembly
Cellular component (GO): centriolar satellite
Source: RefSeq, a predicted model, not a curated record
UUUGUUUUUGUGUGGGCUGAGUCUGAGAGACGGAAAUCCAAGCGGAAAUCUAUUGAAUAAUUUGAAAAUUGUUGACGACUGGCGACUGGUAAGACGAGUUUCACGGUUGAAGUUCUUCUGUGGGGCCGGAGGUGGAAGCACUUCCCCGCCAUGUCCGACGCGGGAUGUAUCACCACCACCACCACCACGUCCGAGUCGGCGCCGCACCGCACCGCCGACGACUCGACGGUGCCCACCGACCUGACGGUGUCCUCGGAGGGCGGCGGCCGGGAGCGCGGCUCGCCCUCGGCCGCCGCCGCCGCCACCGCCCACCGCGCCCGGCUCAUGCACGAGCUGCAGCUGCUGCGGGUGGAGCUGGCCGAGCUGACACACCAGCGACAGGUGGAGCGCAGGGAGCAGCAGAGUCGGGUGGACGAGCUCGAGGACCAGCUGGCCGAGGCACAACACCAGAGGAACAUGCUCCAGAUCAGGCAGACAGGCCAGCUGGGUCAGUACGAGGCCGAGGUCGUGUCGCUGCGUCAGCAGCUAGACCAGCUACUGGCCCGUCAGCGGCAGCUGGAGGAGGACAACAGCCGCCUGCAGGUGACGCCCGACCAGCUGAAGCGCUCGCUGCUCCACCUGACCAUCAACGAGGCGCGCUACCGAGAGCUCGCCGACAUGGACACGGAGGCAAUGUCCGUCAAAGACUUCGCUGCGCUGCGUCUCCACGAGGCCGUGGUGCCGCUCGAGUCCCGCUGCCGUCAGCUGGAGGCAGAGCGCGCGGAGCUGGCUGCCGAGCUCGAGUCGGCCCGUCCGCAGCUGGCAACGACGCGUGCGGAGCUGGCCGAGACGCGCCAGCAGGCGGAGCGCGCCCAGCAGGAGCAGCUGGCGGCGCUGCGACAGCUCUCCGAGGCACACCAGCGGCUGCGCGAGUCGGCGCUGCCGCGGGCCGUUCGUGACGAGCUGUCCGCGCGCCUGUCCCGCGCCGAGGCGGACCGGGAGGCGGCGCUGACGCGGCUGGCCGAGACCACUCAGAAGCUGGAGGCAGCUGGUGAGGCGGAGGCUCAGCUGAAGGUCGUUAGAGACAGGGUGGCGUCGCUGGAGUCUGAGCAGCUGGAGGCGGCCCGCCGACUGGCGGAGGCGGCCGCUCGCUGCACAGAGGCCGAGGAGGAGGCGGCUCGGCAGCGGGUGCGCGCCGAGCAGCUGGUGGAGGCCGAGCUGGCCGCGCGCCGCCAGUACGCGGCGCUGCGCGACUCGGCGCGCGCCCAGCACCAGCAGCAGGUUGCUGAGCUGCGCGCGCAGCUGCUGGCCGAGCGCGCCGCAGAGACGGCCGAGCUGCGCGCAGAGCACGCCCGCAGUCUGGAGCGGGAGCAGCAGGCGCGGGAGGCCGCCCAGCAGAGCGUCGAGAGGCUCGAGUCUGAGCUAUCCUCCGAGCGGGCCCGGCUGGCUGAGCUGUCUGCGCGUCUCCAGAUCGCCGAGUAUGAGACGGAGCGGUACGACGUGACUGCCACGGAGGCGGUGCGCGCGGCCGAGACGCUCAGGGAGGAGAACAAGACGCUCAGCGCACAGCUGCAGCAGCGGGACGCGGCGCUGCUGCAGCGGCAGACGGAGACGGACUCGGAGCGGAGCCGACUGGAACGGGAGCUGACCGAGUGCCGACAGCAGCUACAGGCCUACGAGGCAUUCGAGAAGAGCUGGGGCACGUUCAUCGCUCAGGCCGCGGAGGGCGGUGACGGCUGUGCGGAGCUGCUCGAGUCGGGUCCGCCGCUGCCUGCCGGCUGCCGGCGCCGGCUCCAGUACUCGCUGCAGCUGGGCCGCCGACUGGUCGACUCUGAGUCUGCAGCGGCCCGUCUGAGGGGCCAGCUGCGGCAGCAGACGGAGCGGGCCGAGCGACUGCAGCAGCAGAUGUCGCGUCUGCAGCCUCUGCUGGGCGGCGGCGGCGGCGGCGGCGGGGCGGGGGCUGCCGACCGCUGGCGCCAGUACGAGGACACCAUCGAGCGGCUGCAGGCCGACAGCCGGCAGCUGACGGAGCGGCUGCAGCUGCUGCGCCGCCAGCUGGCCACCGUGACCCGGCAGCGGGACCGGCUGGUCAAAGAUAUUGAUGUUUUGCUUCGUCAAGAGGAUGAUCUCAACGCCUUGAAACUGCUGGUGACUCCACUGCUCGAGUCUGACUCUGGGAGUCACGCAGAAGACUCCAACCAUACUACUCCCUAGUCGACUACAACGUAAAAAAAAAAACACUGCCAAGUGCUCAGUGUUUGUACUCGUUAUUAAGGUAAUAUUUAUGUAGCACUCGUAAGAAGUAGUUUUUUGUACUUUUUAAGUUAUAAUGUGAUGUUUGUGAUAUAUCUCAUGUUUCAUCUUUAUUUUGUCUCGCGGAUGCUGUAAAUCAAAGGCAUCCAUUUUCCACCCGUGUGUGGUAUGCUAGGCAUUGCCUCAUAACAUAUUCUUGUAUCACUCAUCGUUUUAUCAGGUUAGCUUGCUGCUGUCAUUCCUUCCGAAGUGUUUGCCCCUCCUUUUCCAUGACGGUAUUUUGUUCUCGCGAUAUUCCCCUUAACAUUUUCAGUCAUAUUUUUAUUUUAGUUUCGAUGCGUCUUUUCGGGGGGUCUCAUUUUUUGUCAGCCAGAUUCCUGUGAAAUAUCACAGUGCCAACUGCCAAGUACCUGUCCUUGGUAAACGACCGUUGAACUCCCAACCGAAUUUAGCUCUCUAGGUCGAGCGCUGUGCUGCUAUGUGUGGGCCCUUUGUAUGUAGAAUGGACAAGACCCCGGAACUGAAUCUUGCGACUCUCAGCCAGCCGAUGCCAAAGUAUUUUUGUGUCCGUGUGUUUUGUCACCUGCUUCCACAUGCGUGAUCCAAGUACAAAGAUUUGGUACGAAUAUAACGAAAUGUUUGUGGUCAAUACUGUUUUUCACUUAUUGUUUUGUAACAAUAUAAAAGCUGCGAAUAAAA